AUGGAGCUCCCCCGGGAGGUCGCUGACUGGCUCGUCGCCUGCGGCGCCCUUUUACACCCCGAGACUGGCCCUUCACGGAGCACUCGUAAUGUGACGUCAUCAGCUGACGUCAGCACGUUCGUCCACCUCGACGACGAUGCGGCGGCGCGCUUCGAAACAGGUAUCGGGACCGCAGCUUUGGUCCGAGUUUUGCUGCAAGAGAAAGGGCUUCCGGAGGCGAAUCUGGACGGUUUGCGAACGGCGUCUUCUCCGGUGGCAAAGCUCUUCAACUGGAACAAGCUGAGUCCGGCGUUAGCGGCGUUGGGCGUACCGUUGGAUAGUGAGACAAAGUCGCUGAUUUUGGCGGGGGACGUCGAUGCGGUGGGGGACAUACUGUCGGUGUUGCACCAGAUGCACGGGGACGUGUAUGCAGACAGGAUAGUCAGUGCGCAGACUUUGGAAGAAACAAAAGAGAACGAACGGGGAGGCACAGAUGGUGAUCUAGAGCGGGCGGAAAGGAGAAGCGGGGGGGCAGAUACUGGAAAAGAGCUGGGUAAAGAGUAUGCAGAUACGAGAGGUGGCCCGUUGGACGAGUCUAGGAAUGAGCGGGGAGAGUCCAACGCAAAUGGUAGAAAGGGGGAGGUUUACGGAGGUCAGGAGACAGAGGAUUACGUCAUAAACCAGCUUCAUAACCAAAGCUCCCGAAAACCAGCUCAGAAUGGCAGGUCUAGAAAGAGGGACGAAGAAGAGGACGAGGAGGGCGAGUCGGAUGCACACGGGGGUGAGGGGAAUGAGUAUCUCGAAGGCAAAUCUACCCCGCCGGAAGAGAGGAUUGAUUGGAGUCGGCUAGCCAGCACAAGCGGACGCCCCUCGAGCCGACUGUCAGAUAUAGAGCCCAGACAGGAACGGGCAGCGGGGGGUGAAAAUACUGCCAAACAGAGGGAGGGGGCAUCGAACGAACCAGAAUCGGGGGCCGGCGCAGGAGGGAUGGAAGUCUUGGCUCGACUUGCAUCAGAUAGUUUUGCGGUGUCAUUGUUAGACGCGGCUACUCGGUUGGCCGGAGGAGACUUUGCAGAGUGGAUCGUGAGGGGGGGCACGGAAAACGAGAAAGUUUUGGUGUGGCUUGAAAAGGUGGCGGAAAGCGCCGGUGUCAUAGCCGCCGCAGCUGUCGCCGAGCCGUCCGACUUGACACAAGUGCUCUCGGUCGUGAGCACGGGCAUGGGGUUCGGCAGCGCUGACGUCAUCUUCGCCACGUGUCAGGCCCUGGCUGGUCUUGCAAGAGCUCUCCCCGAAGAUACGUGCACAGACUGGUUUUUGAGCGAAGCGGGCCCUUUACAAGGCCUUACGGACUGCUGGUUAACCCACCGAUCGAGCCGGUCAGCGGGCGGGUUAGCCGAACUAAGCUCAUCUUUCUGUGGGGGAAUGAUGAGGGCCCUGUUUCAAGAUAAGUUGCACGAGGUCCUGCCUGAGGCGGCAGUGUACAUGGAUGUGACGGAAGCGAUUUUGGGGCCUCUCGGGAAGAACCACACGAGCAGAAAAGCGCUUGCCGCGGCAGGAGUGCCGGGAGACCUCACAGCUUUUGCGCUGCGGCAUCUGGGUAACGGCCAGGAGGAAGGGGUAAAACUGGCGGCAAUGAGCCUUGUGACAGCGGUCUGGGCUCGUUUCCCAAGCCAGGUCGAAAAAGACGAAGACCGGUGUCGCCUCGCAAUCUCCACGCUUAAGCGCGCGUGUCGCGACGCAAGUCCGACCCUCCAGCUGGCAGCGCACGGCGCGCUCUUUCGACUGCUCGACGGCUUCAUCGCCGCCGGCUCCGCUUUCGCGCCGCGAGUUUACAAGGCCCUUCUCUUCUCUUUCUUCGAGCAUUUCUCCCGCCCCGACCUCCACGCCUCGGUUGUCUCCAAUCUGAGCCACGUUCUGACACGCCAUCCGACCGUCCCGGUCGGGCCCAUGCUCGAGCCGCUCGCGCGCCACGUGGCGCUCCACGGCUUCUCGCCGCUCGACACCGACUUCUUUCUCGUGCUCGCUAGGCACCGCCAUGUGGACGCCAAGCAGGCGGCCCAGCUCGUAUCCAUGCUGGGCCAUAUCGUAUUGCACAGCCCGCGAUAUGCCCCGGACGUCCUCCCGGCUCUCACCGGGGUUCUCUCCCGGUUCCCCGAGCCGGGGCCCGCGGCCGAAGCGCUCGCGUUGUUUUGCAAAGAGGGUUUCGAGGCUUUGGUCGGCUUUCUCCUAAGGCCACAAGACAGUCCCACCCAUCCCCCGGUCACCGAGGUCCUUCCCCCAGUCCUCAUCCAAAUCGCGCGCACGGGUUAUCCCCACCUGAUUGCCUGCCUCCAAGAGCGCGCCGCGGCCGCGCGCGCGGACUUCUGCGCUCGCGCGCGCUCCGCGGCCGCGCACCCCGUCCUCGAAAAGCUGGUCGCCGCGCUAGAGGCGUCCCAGGCCGGGCCGUCCGCAAACCCGCCCGCUAACCCGACUGUUUUGAAGCCGCAAACGGGAGGGUUUGUAGUUAACGAAGGCGCACGGAAAAACGUACCGAGCUGGGGUCCGGGGCGGCUUCUGCUGAAAAUGGCGGACGAGGCAACGGAAGAGUCUCCGGCGGAAACUCCCAGGACGGAGCGUGUGAAUAAGCCCAACAGGACGGAUGGUGUGAAUAGGCACCUCAAAGCCCCCGGUAGUCUAGCACGCGGGGAAGAACCGAAGCAAGCACCGCAAGCGAAACGGGGGGUCUUGCCGGAGCUGAGAAAGAGCGGCGCGCGGAGCCCAUUGGAAAGCAGCAAGGCUCAGGGUGACGUCAGUACGACGUUAGGUCACCGUUCGAAGCAACCCCCGGGUCAACCCCUCUCCCCGAAGCCGCUGCCCGGUGCUUUGUCGCCCAAACCGGCCACGUGGCAGAAGGAAAGAACGGUGGGUGACGUCAGCGCGACGUCACCCGGCCUGGGCAGCUCCCUGGCGAAGCGAAACCUGCUCGACCCGGCGUCUCCUAACCACUCGGUUAAUGAUAACCCCGGCACUUUGGCUCCGUUAAAAGACUCACUCAGCCGCCCCGGUCAGAGCCCGGUGACGAAGAAGUUUGUUUUUGGGCGUACCAUCAUUGUCAAAAGUGAUGACGUGGACGACCGCGGGUUUUGGGCGAGCGGGGAAAGUAACGCGGCGUCCCCGGUGCAUCCCCCUGGGUGGUGGGCGGAGCGGCGAAAGAUUGAGAUUGAGAAAAUAAAGAAGGCCAGGGCAGAGAAGGCUGCCCAAGAGCAAGAAGAGCACGACAAACAACUGGCAGAGGAGAUCCGCCUCAAGGCGCUGCUCCGGCGGAAGCGGAUGAUGGAGCGCCGGAACCGCGAUCCGGCGGAAGGCCACGAAGGCGACACGUCAGCGGACGGCGCCACGUCAUCAAGGCGCGCGGGCCGGACACGCGCGCGCUUGAAGCCUCUCGAGAGCGGAUCAGAGGCACCGGGAAGGCGCCGGUCCAAAACGGAACGGAACCGGAACAGCCGGGAGCGGAAGAGCAGGGCGAAGAGAGAUGAAGUGGAUCAGGUGCUGGAUGACAUCAUUGGUGUCGUCAGCGCGGAGAGCGAGGUGGAGGAGCGCGGACUCCGGGCGAGGGCCAGAGCGGAACGGAAGCAAUCGAGAUUCGUACAAGCGCAGUCGAGCACGGAAGUGAGGGGCCGGGAUAGAAGAACACCUCGUGAAGAGCGGAACGGGGGGAGCGGAACGGAAAGAGACGAAAUGAAACGGAAGGAAGAUAGAAGUCGCAGAGAAAGGUCGCGAGCAGUGGAAUCACCGGCCAGCAGACACAAAGACACGUCAUCAUCUCCUAGAAGAGGAAGGGAAGACUCGUCAGCUUCGCCGGAUCGACACCGGAAAGGACCGGUAGACUCCCCCGGCCGCGGGGCAGACCGUAACCGUAACCCUAACCCUAACCAUACCCACAAUCUGCCUAACCUAACCAGCCCGGGCUCCGUUCCCCGGUUCAUGUCCCCGCUCGGCAAACCGCCAAACCCCCCAAACCCCGGUUCCGCGGCCGCGUCGCCAAAGCCGAGGCCGCCCAAGCCGCAAAAUCACCAGGGGGGUACACCGACGGCGACCAAGCUGGCGGAAAAGGCUCUGCGUUUGCCCCGGUUGGUCGCCCCCUCGGGCACUUCUACGCCCCGGUCUAUGGGCGGCGGGUCGGAGGCCGGGACGGCAACGCCGGGGGGUGGACCGCAGGCGGAGCAUCCGGCGGCGAAGGCGUUGCGGAUCCGCCGCGAGAAGCAGCGCCUUGCGGAGGAAGCCGCCAAGAAGCAAGCGGAAGAGGAGGAGCGGCAGCGGCGGAAGCGGUUCGAGGCGCACGCGGUCCGAUUACGGGACGAAGCGAAGCGGUACCAGGAGCAAAAGGCGGCGCGCGAGAAGGCGAAGCUGGACGCGGAACGCAAGGCCCGAGAGGACAAGGUCCGGCAGGAGAAGGAGGCGACGGAACGCGAGCGGAAGCGGAGGGAGGCGGAAAAGGACAAAGUGCGCGCGUUCCGGGACGCGGAGCGCGAGAAGGAGGCGCGCAGGAAAGAAGAGGAGGCGCGAAAGCUUCACGAGGAAGAACACAAGCGGAAGGAAGCCCUAAAGAAGUACUUGGAAAAGCGAGGGACUCUUGGGAAGGACUCGUCCAUGGCCGGGACACGGUCGCCGAGCAUGGCGUCUCAAAAACCGGGCGGAUAUUCGCCUUUUAACACCGUAGGGCGGGAACGGGACGAGAGGGGUCCGAGAGCGAAGUGGGAACGGCUACCCCCACGGCGAGUGUCAGGGACGGGAAAGGCGGUGGAUGAUACGCUGAGCCGUCUUAUAAAUGAUAUACUGUACUGAUAGGCUAUUGGAAAAUGCUGUACGCAAUCACAUCCAGGAAGUGAGCAUUGAAAGCGACUCUAUAAGUCUCUUACUGGAAAAGGACACAAGUGCUGCACAUUUCGUGGCGCGUAUGAUGAACAGAAAGCGAGAUAUAGAUACGGAUG
This is a messenger RNA of Klebsormidium nitens, 4949 nucleotides long. Lineage: Eukaryota; Viridiplantae; Streptophyta; Klebsormidiophyceae; Klebsormidiales; Klebsormidiaceae. The record is from the annotation of a GenBank genome assembly.